AUGGUUCACAGGUCCACAGAUUCUCGGCUCCUCGCACACCUUAUUACAAAUGAAAAACAAUAUACGAGCAAUCUACAGGGACUUUUGGUUCAGUCAAAUGCCUCUGUGACCUCGUUAGAGGCAUAUGCGGCGUCGUUUCCACCACCUUUUUCAUCUCCACCUCCCUCUUUUGCGCUUACAGUCUCAACAAAGACCACAAAUUUCCAAGACCCAUUCCCAAACUCGCAAGUUAUCCUAAAUCUUGCCAAUACGUUACGGAACGCGGAUGAAGCGUUCAGAGUGUACGUCGGAGCCGUAGAGGAAUGGGUAAGGCUUUUAGGCGAGCUGAAAGACUUAGAAGAUGAGGUUGGAGGUGUUCUGAGAGAUAGGGAAAUACUCGUAACCCGUCUAUUGAAAGCAUCAAAAUUCACGCCAAAACAAUCACCAUUUGCAGUGUUUCCCUCAUCUCCUCCUGCUUCGUCUACCUCUUUACCUGGAAAAACUACCAAGAAACUUCACCUAGCCCAAGCCGAGCUCCAAGCCUGCGAAGCUCACUUGGCCAGGAAAGAGGCCGAGCUGGAACAUAAACGCGCUUCUGUAAUAUGCGGUGCAUUCAAAUUAAGAUUCCAUGCGCUCGCGGAAUGUGGCUGGCGGUGGAUAAAUAUUGGAAAAGAAGGAGAGGUAGUGCUUGGCUCUAGAGAUGGGCAAAUGCAAGGUAUUUUGACUUUUAUUUAA
Messenger RNA from Lentinula edodes (shiitake mushroom), 714 nucleotides. RefSeq lists its product as uncharacterized. The transcript is spliced from 3 exons. Gene Ontology annotation, cellular component: plasma membrane; eisosome filament. Gene Ontology annotation, biological process: endocytosis; eisosome assembly; negative regulation of protein kinase activity. The record is from RefSeq and is a predicted model, not a curated record. Bases 1 to 714 code for a protein of 237 amino acids. Lineage: Eukaryota; Fungi; Basidiomycota; Agaricomycetes; Agaricales; Omphalotaceae. Gene Ontology annotation, molecular function: lipid binding.